GAAAAAAGAAAAAAGGGUGUUGAUCGUAGUGACAUGGCAAAGAUGUGAGUGGGGAAGAAGACCAAUUCCAAAGCCCAUUCCAAGGGUAGAGACAUCUGUGCCAUGUGUCUUGCAAGGAAAACCUCCGAAAAUGAAGCGAAAGAAAUGGUCUGCAUUGGAAGAGCAAACCCUCCUCACCAAGUACUCUGAACUCCUCACCUCUGGAACCUUAGCCAAGCUCAAGACUAGAGAGAAGAAAUUCAAGCCCAUCGCUGACCACGUUAAUUCCGUGCAUCACCUUCCCCUUCAAAUGGUCCUGGCGUGACGUCUCCAUCAAGGUCCAGAACAUGCGCCACCAGUACUUGGGCGUCAAGCAGAAGAUUAGGGUUUCCGAGGAUGAGUUCAACUGGAAAGAUGGCGAGAAUCACUGGGAAAAUUUCUUGAAGUACAAGGAAGUGUUUGGGGAUGUCGAGUUGGAGGCCAAGGAGAAGAAAUUGGGUGGUGAUGAUGUUGGGAUUUUUGACGACUCUGGUGUUUUGGGGUUGGGCUUUGGGAUUGAUUGUGAGGAUUUGGAUGAAGACGAUGAUGAGGAUGUGGAUGAUGAAUUGGGGGAGGAUGGCAGUGAGGGUGAUAUUGGGGGGGAGAGGAGGGUUGAUGAGUUGAGGUCCAAAUCAGUUGUCUAGUUGGCCGGUGACCUGUAAUCCACGUGGACUGAUUUUUUAAAAAAUAUUUACUCUCUCACAAAAUGGAUAGCAGAUUUACCCGAAAUCAACCAAACGCCCCAUAUCCUUAUUCUCUCUUGAACCGAGCCAAACCCAACCCCCAAAUCCCUUCUUCUUUCUUGAACCAACCCCAAAUCCCUUCUUCACCCUUUAACCAAACCCCAAAUCCCUUCUUCUCUCUUGAACCAAACCCUAACUCCUUUCACCUUCUUUCACAGCCACAAUUCGCGAGGGGAGCUGGCAGUGAAAACGAGAGAGGUGGCCCGAGCUUAGAGGAGCUUUCAGAGGAGCUUUCCCAGCAUUUAGCUACAAAGCAUGAGCACCGGAGUGGUUGCCCUUGCUCUCUCACGCCUUGAACUUGGACAGUUGGGGUGACAUCAUCAAAUGCUCCAUUGAUAGACGAGAAGUGAGGUCGGGCAACUCAGACGGGAUGUUGGCCGUUGGCGGUCUAGCAAUACGUGAUCCGUUAAGGUGAAAGAGCGGGUCGCUGCUCUCUGUGUGUCUGAAGUCCCUGUUAGGGUUAACGCCAAAUGGCCUUCUCAACGCCAUCCCUCUUAUCUUCCUGCUCCGCUUAUAGACUUAAUCCUCUUCUCUUCUCUCAUCGCUGUCUCAGAAUUAGGCUUUCUCAUUCUCACUUGAAACCUAGAUUUUUUGCUGUUGCUGCAAGAGAGAAUGACGUCUUUACUUCACCAGAGACAGCAAAGUCCUUUGAUUUUACUUCAGAAGAAAGGAUAUAUAAUUGGUGGGACUCUCAAGGAUAUUUUAAGCCAAAUUUGGACCGGGGAAGUGAUCCUUUUGUUAUUUCGAUGCCUCCUCCUAAUGUUACUGGUUCACUGCACAUGGGGCAUGCGAUGUUUGUGACUCUUGAGGAUAUCAUGGUUAGAUACCAUCGGAUGAAAGGAAGACCUACACUCUGGAUUCCUGGGACUGAUCAUGCUGGUAUUGCGACUCAGUUGGUUGUGGAAAGAAUGCUUGCAUCUGAAGGAAUAAAAAGGGCUGAAUUGAGUAGAGAUGAGUUCACAAAGCGAGUUUGGGAGUGGAAAGAGAAGUACGGUGGAACCAUUACAAAUCAGAUUAAGAGACUCGGGGCUUCCUGUGAUUGGACAAGGGAACACUUUACCCUUGAUGAGAAGCUAAGUUGGGCUGUAAUUGAGGCCUUUGUUAGGCUUCAUGAGAGAGGCUUAAUUUAUCAAGGGUCUUACAUGGUCAACUGGUCUCCUAACCUGCAGACUGCAGUUUCAGAUUUGGAAGUUGAAUAUUCUGAAGAACCUGGUACUCUCUAUUAUAUUAAGUAUCGCGUUGCUGGAGGUUCAAAGAGUGACUAUUUGACAAUAGCUACAACACGCCCGGAGACUUUAUUUGGAGAUACCGCCAUUGCAGUACAUCCUCAGGAUGAUCGCUAUUCUAGGUAUAUUGGUAGGAUGGCAAUUGUGCCAAUGACAUUUGGCCGUCAUGUUCCUAUUAUUUCUGACAGGUAUGUUGAUAAAGACUUUGGAACUGGUGUGCUGAAGAUAAGCCCUGGUCAUGAUCAUAAUGACUACCUUCUUGCUAGAAAACUUGGUCUCCCAAUACUUAAUGUGAUGAAUAAGGAUGGGACACUUAAUGAGGUUGCUGGACUGUACCGUGGCCUUGAUCGGUUUGAGGCACGGAAGAAACUGUGGUUAGAUCUUGAGGAGACAGGUUUGGCUGUUAAAAAGGAGCCUCAUACAUUACGAGUUCCCAGAUCCCAGCGUGGUGGAGAAGUAAUAGAGCCUCUAGUGAGUAAGCAGUGGUUUGUAACUAUGGAGCCAUUAGCUGAGAAGGCUCUUCAAGCAGUUGAAAGAGGAGAAUUAACCAUUAUGCCUGAAAGAUUUGAGAAGAUUUAUAAUCACUGGCUAUCAAAUAUUAAGGAUUGGUGUAUAAGCAGACAACUAUGGUGGGGACAUCGCAUACCAGUUUGGUAUAUUGUUGGAAAAGACUGUGAAGAAGAAUAUAUAGUUGCUAGGAAUGCGAACGAAGCUCUUGAGAAGGCUCAAGAGAAGUAUGGAAAAGAUGUGGAAAUUUAUCAGGAACCAGAUGUUCUUGAUACUUGGUUUUCAAGUGCAUUGUGGCCUUUCAGCACUCUUGGAUGGCCAGAUGUGUCUACACAGGAUUUUAAGAAGUUUUAUCCAACUACAGUGCUUGAAACUGGGCAUGAUAUAUUGUUCUUUUGGGUGGCAAGGAUGGUCAUGAUGGGAAUUGAGUUCACAGGGGCUGUUCCUUUUUCUUAUGUUUAUCUACAUGGACUUAUCCGGGACUCACAGGGAAGAAAAAUGUCUAAGACAUUAGGAAACGUAAUAGAUCCAAUUGAUACAAUCAAGGAGUUCGGCACUGAUGCUUUACGAUUCACGCUUGCUUUAGGAACUGCUGGUCAGGACCUUAAUCUAUCUACUGAGAGAUUGACCUCUAACAAGGCCUUCACUAACAAACUAUGGAAUGCUGGGAAGUUUGUGUUGCAAAAUUUGCCUAGUCAAAGUGAUAUCUCUGCUUGGGAAACUAUACUGGCUUGUAAGUUUGAUAAAGAGGAGGCCCUACUCAGGUUACCUUUACCAGAGUGUUGGGUGGUCUCGAAACUUCAUUGUCUCAUUGACAUGGUCACCACUAGCUAUGACAAAUAUUUCUUUGGAGAUGUAGGAAGAGAAACAUAUGAUUUCUUUUGGGGUGAUUUUGCUGAUUGGUAUAUUGAAGCCAGUAAAGCCCGCCUUUAUCACUCUGGAGGUCAUUCAGUUGCUCAGGCAGUUCUUUUAUAUGUUUUUGAAAACAUACUUAAAAUGCUACAUCCAUUCAUGCCAUUUGUAACCGAGGCAUUAUGGCAGGCACUUCCCAAUCGAAAAGAAGCUCUUAUGAAUUCUUCUUGGCCCCAGACUUCAUUGCCAAUGCAUGCGAGCUCAAUAAAGAAGUUUGAAAAUUUACAAUCUUUGACUAGAGCAAUCCGAAAUGCUCGAGCAGAAUACUCUGUUGAACCAGCAAAGCGAAUAUCUGCAUCUAUAGUUGCAGGCAAUGAAGUCAUCCAGUAUAUUUCUAAAGAGAAGGAAGUUUUAGCUCUUCUCUCCAGGCUAGAUUUGCAAAACGUCCAUUUUACUGAUUCUCCUCCAGGAGAUGCAAAUCUAUCAGUCCACCUUGUUGCUAGUGAAGGUCUAGAGGCAUAUCUCCCUCUCUCUGACAUGAUAGAUGUUUCUGCUGAAGUUGAGCGACUUUCCAAGCGCCUUUCAAAGAUGCAAGAAGAGUUUGACAGGCUUGCAGCUCGCCUUAGCUCUCCUAAAUUUGUAGAGAAAGCUCCUGAAGAAAUUGUUAGUGGGGUUCGAGAAAAGGCAGCAGAAGCUGAAGAGAAGAUAACUCUCACCAAAAACCGUCUAGCUUUCCUCAAAUCAACAGCUGUGGUCUCAAAAUAGUUAACCAAAUGGUUCUCCAUCAUGUUUUCCUUGAAAUCCCAAAGUUUAUUUUAUUUUUGUUCCCAUUCCUUUGGAUUUGUCUCAAUUGCCAGAUCAAUGCACCAUUCUUGGUACUCGCCCAUGGUUUAAUAAUGCAAAUUUUGGAUCUUGUGCAUUGUAACCAUGGGCUAUGAACCAGUAUGCUGAGAGGGCGGCGGAUAGUGCAAUAAGAUGAGGCCAAUAAAUAUAUCAUGAAAUCUGCAUCAAAUCGCUGCUGGCUUGUAGUUCUUGCUUCAGUGGACCCCAAGUAGUAAUUAAUCGUAUACAGAGGUUGGCUUCUCUUGUAGCCCAAAGCUGCCAACAAAAGGUGUGGGAAUGUUGAUGUACAAUUUACUUAUAUAUAACUCAGCAGCAUUUCGUGUAUGAACUUUGAUCUGCCUCCGCCCACAAUUGAUUUUUUUAUGCAUGACCUUAUUCUCCUGUAAAAUUCCAUGACAAUUUAAUUCAAUUCUGCAUAUAUCAUCGUUAGAUACCAAGCAUUAAAGUUAA
Vitis vinifera (wine grape) is the source of this 4639-nucleotide messenger RNA. RefSeq names its product valine--tRNA ligase, chloroplastic/mitochondrial 2. Lineage: Eukaryota; Viridiplantae; Streptophyta; Magnoliopsida; Vitales; Vitaceae. Gene Ontology annotation, cellular component: cytosol; cytoplasm. The transcript has 28 exons. Gene Ontology annotation, molecular function: aminoacyl-tRNA deacylase activity; ATP binding; valine-tRNA ligase activity. Gene Ontology annotation, biological process: valyl-tRNA aminoacylation. Bases 1232 to 4111 code for a protein of 959 amino acids. The record is from RefSeq and is a predicted model, not a curated record.